AUGGAGCAUGGUACUAUUCUCCUUCUCCUUUAUGUGGAUGAUAUGAUUAUCAUUGGAGAUGACAUAGUGGGCCUUUCUAGUCUCAAACAGUUUCUCAAUCGCCAGUUUGAAAUGAAAGGUUUGGAUUUGCUUAGCUACUUCCUUGGCUUAGAAAUUUCCCAAGAUUCCUCUGUUUAUUUUCUUACCCAGGCCAAGUAUACUUCUGAUCUCUUGGCUUUUAGUAGUCUAGUCUAUCUCACGGUUACUCGUCCAGCUAUUGCUUAUGUUGUUCACAUUGUCAGUCAGUUCAUGGCUGUUCCUCGUUCUCCACACUAUGAUGCUCUAGUUUGCAUUUUGCGCUAUCUCAAAGGAACUUUGUUUCAUGGUCUUCACUACUCCCCUCACUCUUCGCUGCAACUGCAUGCAUUUUCUGGUGCCGAUUGGGCCGGGGAUCCUUCUGACCGUCGUUCCACUACUGGCAAGAAGCAAACUCUUGUUGCUCUUUCUAGUACCGAGGCUGAGUAUCAUGCUCUUGCUGACACUACUCAGGAGUUUGUGUAG
This is a messenger RNA of Camellia sinensis, 540 nucleotides long. The record is from RefSeq and is a predicted model, not a curated record. Lineage: Eukaryota; Viridiplantae; Streptophyta; Magnoliopsida; Ericales; Theaceae.